Messenger RNA from Dictyostelium purpureum, 483 nucleotides. RefSeq lists its product as uncharacterized. Bases 1 to 483 code for a protein of 160 amino acids. The transcript is spliced from 4 exons. Gene Ontology annotation, molecular function: peptidyl-prolyl cis-trans isomerase activity. The record is from RefSeq and is a predicted model, not a curated record. Lineage: Eukaryota; Evosea; Eumycetozoa; Dictyosteliales; Dictyosteliaceae. Gene Ontology annotation, cellular component: catalytic step 2 spliceosome. Gene Ontology annotation, biological process: protein folding; protein peptidyl-prolyl isomerization.
AUGUCAGUUACAUUACAUACAAGUUUAGGUGAUAUUAAAGUUGAGAUAUUUUGUGAUUCUGUACCGAUGGCAUCAGAGAAUUUCCUGGCAUUGUGUGCAUCAGGUUAUUAUAAUAAUACAAUUUUUCAUAGAAAUAUUAAAGGAUUUAUGAUUCAAGGUGGUGAUCCAACUGGCACUGGUAGAGGCGGUGAAUCAAUUUGGAAAAAACCUUUUAAGGAUGAACUCCCAUCACAUUUAAAACAUAAUACUAGAGGUAUACUUUCAAUGGCAAAUAGUGGUCCAGAUACAAAUGGAUCACAAUUUUUUAUAACAUAUGCUAAACAUAGAAGUUUAAAUAAACUUUAUACAGUUUUUGGAAAAGUAAUUUCAGGAAUUGAGGUUUUGGACUCAAUGGAAAAAGUACCUGUGGAUGAUAAAGAUUUACCAUUAAAAGAAAUAACAUUAAAAUCAGUAACAAUUCAUGCAAAUCCAAUAGCAAACUAA